AUGCUUCUCCGAUCCUGCCCUCCUUUUGGCCAAAGUGAGCGAGUGUCUCGGGCAGUUGCUGUCAAAAGACCGCGCGCGCAUAUUUGGACUUUGGGGGACUGCAGCUACCCUGUGCAGCUUUGCGAUAUUAUCGCUUCCUGCAACAACUCUUGUGAACUCCUGCCUGCUGCAAGACAUGGUGGUGUGGGGAUCGCUCGCUGCAAAGUCGCGCAGCCCCCGGGCCAGUUGAGGUUCCUUAAUCCCAGCCGUCCAUCUGCUACAGAAGCUCUUUCCCUUGGAGCCAAUCACACCAGGCGUCUGCAGUUCGUCCCUGUCAGUGGAAUCGUGGAUCGGGCCGCUCGCCGGAUCUACGUCCCCCUGCAGGAACCACCGAGUUGCUAA
This is a messenger RNA of Aspergillus calidoustus, 381 nucleotides long. The record is from the annotation of a GenBank genome assembly. NCBI's taxonomy places the organism in Eukaryota, Fungi, Ascomycota, Eurotiomycetes, Eurotiales, Aspergillaceae.